ACCAAGUUUUUUAGACCGACAGGGGUUAUCUGGGAAAUAGAGGAAAGAGCAUCCCGGGCAUUGGGGACAAUCACACGUAUAAGAAAAGUUUGUUCCGGCAACGUAGUGGUUAAUUCUGGCGAGUGUAGCAAGUGCUUGUGACAGUGGCCGUGUCCUGGACAUUGCCUCUCUUGAUGCUCGCCACUCUUCCAGUGGCGAAGACACCACUCCCAAAAUUGGAUGUUGGCCCUGAUGAUGGGACACCCACGUUGAGUUUGGAAGGAAAAGUACACGGGGGAAAGAGGCUUUUAAGUGCAAAGGGUGGAAAGGGUGAUAGGGUUAGAGGUGUUUGGAAGAGGGACGGGUGAAAAAAGAUUGAGGCCCAACUGGGGAAAGGUGUGUUAGGGAGUCGUUGAUAGAAAAUUUACACAUAACAGUUGGAGACAUACCUGAGCAGCCUGUCACAAGGCCGACCUAACUAAGUUGAGUGGGUCAUAAGGACAAGAAGGAAAGCAUUCAAGGGCACAAUGUCUGCUGACGCUGGAGUGAUCUGAGAAAACUACAGAAAAGGCAGAAUCUGUGGGCCUGGGAAAAUCAGCAGGUUUUGCUCAGAGAAAAGGGAGCAGGGCGUCCCAGAGUCCAGACCAUUAAGGACAAAGGAGUGGCAACAGAAAAAAGGAGGGCUCUUAUAUGACAGGGUCUCCAAAAAUAUAACUGGAACUGAGGAUUUGACAAGAUUAAAGCUGCAGGAGAAUGGACAGUGAGGUACAGAGAGAUGGCAGGAUCUUGGAUUUGAUUGACGAUGCUUGGCGAGAAGAUAAGCUGCCUUACGAGGAUGUUGCGAUACCACUGAAUGAGCUUCCUGAACCUGAGCAAGACAACGGUGGCACCACAGAAUCUGUCAAAGAACAAGAAAUGAAGUGGACCGACUUGGCCUUACAGUACCUCCAUGAGAACGUUCCCCCCAUAGGAAACUGACACCUGGCUCCUUUUUCAUAGACAGAUUUUUUUUUUCUUAAUUCACAGAUACAAACUGUUUUCUUUCAGUCUCCUAAUUUAAAUCUUUUAAUGAUAGAUCACUCAAAAAUGUACACCCACUUAGUUUGUGGCAGCAAAGUGCAAUGUGGAAAUACCAGAACGAGAAACUGAUCGAGAUUUCUCAGGAAUGCAGAAUAUUUGGCUCUUUGAACCUAAAGUUCUUCAUUCGCUAGCUUGUGUUUAAACAUGUUUAGUUAAACAUUUGCCUUGAACUCUAAUUUUGCUUUACUGUCAGAGUUUAACACUUCCCAACUACUUAUCUUUGUCCUGUGACAGAUCGAUUAAAGGUAUGAAAGAAAAAGGCUGAGAAAGAGAACGCCGACAUAAGGAGAAACGCCCCUGCGUAGAGAAGCAGUCUGAGUGGCUGUGUAUGAAGAGGUGUGAUGGGUAUUCAGAAGCCCAUGCACUGACUGCUGGGACCUUUGGCUAGAUGGACCACUGGUUUCACCCAGUAAUGGAAUUUAUUUUCUCAAAGCCCUUUGAGAUGUAACUGAAAUACUAGGGAGUGAGUCCUCAGUUAUACAUUUAUAUGAAAACUUGUAUUUUGCAAAACGCAUUCUUUUAUGUUUAUCUUUGGAUUUAUUUGCCUCCAUUAAGUGGUGUCUGUCUUGUUGUGUUCUAUCCAGAUUGUAAACUCUGGGAAGAGGCCCUGACUCAUAUUCCUGUAUCCCUCAUGGAAAACACUGAAUAAUUGAAAUUUCUCUUCUCAUCCUUUUUCUUUUACUGGCUCUUUCUGUGUACCCAUCUUUUAGGGGGAGGAAGUAUAUCACAAAACAAGUGAGCUGAUUUUAGAAUUUCAAGCAGAAACAUGGUUGUGGCAACUUGCCCAUAACCCAGACACAUCCAGGCUAAUCUUCCUGUGCAUCAGUGCCCUGCCUUGAAGUCAUUCAUCAAAGGCACCAGUCUCUCAACCAAAGAAAACAGUAGAAAAGAGAAUUAGGAUGUUGAGAAAGCUUUAUGCCAUGAGAAAACAAAGCUUUUCAAAAAAACUAAAGUGUUACGUUCUUCCACAUUCUAGCUAAAUGAGAGGUUUACUACAACUUUUCUUGUGGUAUGUAAUGUCUAAAACACUGACAUCUAGGAACUUAGUAGAUGUUCAUGUGAAUCCAGCCUUGCUUGUAGGCUCAGCCUUUCCCAGGAAUAUUAGACGAGUAAACAAGGAAAAUUGUCUUGAUUUCACUGAAUAAAAGUAUGAUACCUGUAAGGUAGACCAUUUUCCGUUUA
Hipposideros armiger (great roundleaf bat) is the source of this 2241-nucleotide messenger RNA. It is a transcript of the gene ANAPC13, whose product is annotated as anaphase promoting complex subunit 13. Gene Ontology annotation, biological process: protein K11-linked ubiquitination. NCBI's taxonomy places the organism in Eukaryota, Metazoa, Chordata, Mammalia, Chiroptera, Hipposideridae. Gene Ontology annotation, cellular component: anaphase-promoting complex. Bases 733 to 957 code for a protein of 74 amino acids. The transcript is spliced from 3 exons. The record is from RefSeq and is a predicted model, not a curated record.